This is a messenger RNA of Pleuronectes platessa (European plaice), 2462 nucleotides long. It is a transcript of the gene etv7, whose product is annotated as ETS variant transcription factor 7. The coding region runs from base 279 to 1475 and encodes 398 amino acids. The transcript has 9 exons. Gene Ontology annotation, cellular component: nucleus. Gene Ontology annotation, biological process: cell differentiation; regulation of transcription by RNA polymerase II. The record is from RefSeq and is a predicted model, not a curated record. Gene Ontology annotation, molecular function: sequence-specific DNA binding; DNA-binding transcription factor activity, RNA polymerase II-specific. NCBI's taxonomy places the organism in Eukaryota, Metazoa, Chordata, Actinopteri, Pleuronectiformes, Pleuronectidae.
UAAACGUCUGUUUGGAGAUGAGCGGUCCUCUCUCGCUUCCUCCAAACCACCCGUCUGGCGCACGCCCAUUUGCAGGGAUCUGGUUCUCUUUCGUUUUCAUUUCCCGGAAGGGACGAAUGUGAAAAUAGGAGUUUUAUUUCUUCGAGAGUUAUUUUCAUUCGUUGUCUGCACUGGAGUUCUGAGAGGAUUGACCAGGAGUUAGAGUUCGUGUUUGGAAGAGUUUUGUGUCUGACUACAAGGAAAUAAUCCUCUUUCUUUCAAAGGUUUUUUUUUUUCAAAUGGAGAACGUUUCCCUGUCACCUUUGGACAAGCAAGAAAACAAAGCCAACACUCUGUCAUCCACAAUGAAUGGAGAGCAAGCCAACAAGUCUCCCAGUGUGCUUCACUCCCCCGCGCACCAUCCUCAGGGGGACCUGUGGCAUCUACCUGGACGUCUACGAAUAAACCCGUCUCUGUGGGAUAAAGAGGAUGUCGCCCACUGGCUCCACUGGGCUCAGAGGGAGUACUCCCUGCGACGGUCAGAGAAGGGACGAUUCGAGAUGAACGGUCGAGCCCUGUGCCUGCUCACCAAGGAGGACUUCAGACGCCGCUGCCCCAGCUCAGGUGAUGUUCUGUAUGAGAUCCUACAGUGUGUGAAACAACAGAGGAGGGUCACUGUCUGCGAUCCGCAAAACACGCCUCCCUCCCUGCCCCCGGAAAACUUACACAGCCAGGGCCCAGUCCGCUGCCAGGUCCCGGCAGUCAGAGUCCAAGGGCCUCAACCUCCAAGAGUCAAUGACACCCAAGCUUCCCCUGCUUUCACCAGCGCAGCGUCGGCAGCGGUGGUGACCGCUGUGAGCCAAUCAGAGACCGCGUCACCUCUCAGAGAUCGUCAGUCGAUCUUUCACAAUCACCCUGCUCCGCUCACACAUAUAACUGUCCCCACAUCUCCCCACAGCAAAGCUCAGUGUCCUCCUCCGAAAAAGAGCAUCAGCCAGGAGCCUCUCAACCUGUCCAGCCGAGAGAGGAGCCCACUGCAAAAAGUCAACGGCCGCAUCCCAGAGUGCAGGCUGCUAUGGGACUAUGUGUAUCAGCUCCUGUGUGACGAGCGUUACCAACCAUACAUUCGAUGGGAAGACAGGGAUAGCCUGGUGUUCAGGGUGGUCGACCCAAACGGACUGGCCUGUCUCUGGGGAAACCACAAGAACCGAGACAACAUGACCUACGAGAAAAUGUCCCGAGCUCUGCGGCACUACUACAAGCUCAACAUCAUCAAAAAGGAGCGAGGUCAAAAACUCCUCUUCAGGUUCCUGAAACUCCCACACGACAUCAGGAAACAGCAGGCCGACCCCGCUGAGUCCCCAGAACCCAGUCCACCUCUGUACGGGAACUUUCCAGACUGCAGUCCCACGCACGAGAUCUCCGAAGACCAUUUUGAGAUUUCCCCUGAUAGUAGGUCUCCAACGCCUCCUCUAACUGGUUCCCCUGUAAGAUAGAGAAAACUGUGGUGUAUUUAUCUUCUGGUUUCCGCUUAACCCAGGUGCUAAAGUUUUAACAAAAUGCAUUGUUAGUUGUAUUGUCAGAAAUUGUUGCACUGUGAGAUUGCUUUUUAUUUUUCAGUUUUUUUGUCUGUGAUCAGAACAAACACUAAGGGAUAAGGAAAACUGUGAGAGAAGUCAAACCAAUAGUCCCCAGGAUUAAAAUUUCUCAGGCGCACUUAAAAUAACAGCAUUACAGUUAAUACACCGAUUUGCAUGCACCAAAUCCUGCAAGUCUUGUAGGUAAGUGGUUUAAAUGGAUGGUGGUGGUGUUCUACAUUGCAUUUCUCAGAUUGGACGAAGAAGAAGAGAUUAUUCAUGUUCACAGAAAAAAAGUGGUUUAGUUCAAAAGCCAGGUUUACCAUGAAAACAAUUAUUUUUCUAUAGUUUGUGAUGAAUAAAUUUGAAGAUGAGGUAUUUGUUUGUGCUGUGUGUUGUAUUUCAUUCAAAUGGAGUGUGGAUGAUAGAACAUUCUGUCUAACUAUUUUAUGUAGCAUUUUUCUAAUUAAUAAUAGCAUGUAAAAUAUGUCAUUCAUUUGAUGUUGUGAUGCACUUUAAUGGUGCAGAAAGGUCUUGGAUUGGAUCUUAGAGCACAGUGAAGCACACAGACAAUCGAGACAGAUCAAAACAAUGUGGUCAAUUUCAUUUUGCCUAGCUGUAUCACUUAAAGAGCAAACACAGCCUUGUGUAAUAUAGGAAACCUGUGAGCUAAACACACUCAGUCACAGUAGCCUACUACUCCCCAAGACAAAGAUGGCCUCUCUACCUGCAGGGGGUGCUGUGGUAGCAUAGGAAACAGCAGCUGAGAUGAUGAGAGUACUUCAUCCCCAAGAUAAUUAUUUGAUUGUAUGAAACCAAUGACUACUUUCAUGUUUGUAUCCUUGAUAAAGUAAUUGACAAAUAAAUGUAAAAAACUGUAAUAAACGUAUUAAUAACUGUUGUAAA